Molecule: messenger RNA, 1570 nt
Organism: Galdieria sulphuraria
Lineage: Eukaryota; Rhodophyta; Bangiophyceae; Galdieriales; Galdieriaceae
Exons: 2
Coding region: 9-1529 (506 amino acids)
Source: RefSeq, a predicted model, not a curated record
AGAGAGAAAUGAGCAGCUCAGGCAGUUCCACAAUAAGAAAUAGCCAGGAAAUUCCGGUCACUACUGCUCUCAUAAAUGAUGCUAUAAAGCAAGAGAAACGAACUAUGGGAGCCAAGCAAUUGAGUCCAAAAAAGAUGGGCUUGGCUGCCUAUUUGGAGGCCUUGAGAACGGAUAGAGUGCCUUGUUUAUUUUUCUAUCAUGCAGACGCAAUGGCAGUAGCUAUUGCUGGAGACUGGACUGAUUGGAAAACAAUUCACUUACAGAGAGAAGAAAACACUGGAGUAAAUGGAGUGAUCAUUGACGUUCCUGUUGGGACACAUAUUUAUAAGUUUGUAGCUGAUCUCGGAAACAAUGAAGAGCAAACAAGACAGUAUCUACAAUAUGGAUGGCAAUAUAGUCACGUCACUGGGGGAAAUGAAAAUGUCCUUGAAAGUCCAUAUAUGGUGAUUGUAAUAGAAAAGCCUCCGCCUCCGAGAGGAAUGAGAAGAAUAAGCUCAUCUACCAAUGAUGGUAGAACUGUGCAAAGACUCUCUCCAAGAGGCUGUUUAUGGCUGGUCUUUGCAGCAUGUUUGGGUUGCGCUAUUGGAAUUGCUUUGGGAGUUAUUCAUGCUGCAAGAACUGCAGACUACAAUACAUUGAGUAACCGAACAGUACCUACAAGUGGACAGCUGUUUGAAACUCCUUUGCCAACAAGAAACUCAGCAGUUGCUCUGGUAGCUUCUUUAUACUUACAAUUAAGUUGCACACUAUUACUCUUUGUUUUAAUGACAGAAGACUACGGAAUUCCAGGUCUCGUUGCAACCAUUUCUUUUGGAGUCACAAUGAUAUUUUCCAUAACGGGUGCCGCGUUGGAUGGAUAUACAACAAAACUGUAUAUAGAACAAUAUCACAAAUUGAGCUUUUAUAUCAUUGGCUUGUUGAUAUGUGAUGUCUUAGGAUUGUUAGAUGCAAUUGCGAAUGCCAUUCUUUCUUAUGUACUUUUAUGGCUGCAACGUGGAAACGCUAGAAGAAGAACACUCACAAAGGCAGAAAUAACUUAUUUAUUACUUGCUAUUGCGAGUUAUUUCUUAGCGGACGUGUCCAUGUCUGUUCGGGCACCUUUUGUAUCCUUGGAAAAUCCUCUACAUUUCAACGGUACCAGUAUACCAGGCACUUAUCCAAAUAACCAACAAGGACUAUCCUAUAGCCCUGAGCCAUUUGCAAAUAGUGUAGUGGGAAUCAUGACUACGGUUCUGGCUGUUAUCGUUGCUUUGAUCAUCGAGUCAUUGAUGGUCUUUCAAAUGUUUUCUCAUGACUCCCGUGCCGUAGGAUUUCGAAUAGCAUUCAUGGUUAACUGUGCAAUUCUUGGCAUCUUUUAUUUGAUUGUUGCAGGUUUGGAUAUCAAAAGUUUGUUGAGUGCCGUAAGUUAUCAAGGGAAACAACUUGGUUUUACUUCCAUCGAAGCUUUGGUUGCAUUGGAUUUUGUAGGAUGUGCUUUGGCAAUUGCACAAUCAGUAUGUUUCGGAGUAAUGAAGCCAAAAAACAAAUAAAAAUAUAUCAGUUGAAAUGAUUAUCGAAAAAAUUCUUUUGU